Saccostrea cuccullata (small rock oyster) is the source of this 4837-nucleotide messenger RNA. RefSeq names its product reelin-like. Gene Ontology annotation, molecular function: lipoprotein particle receptor binding. The record is from RefSeq and is a predicted model, not a curated record. Gene Ontology annotation, biological process: neuron migration; central nervous system development. The transcript is spliced from 29 exons. The annotation marks the transcript as partial. NCBI's taxonomy places the organism in Eukaryota, Metazoa, Mollusca, Bivalvia, Ostreida, Ostreidae.
AUUGUUUUUAUUGAUGUUGACUUUUGAUGUCACUGCUUCCUAUCAACCAUAUGUUGCGCCGUUCUUCUUCAUGUGUAAUUACCAUGGUAACGUAAACGAAUUAGGAGUAGAAAAAGGAGAAGUGGCCCUUAGUGUAUCUAUAGAGGGUAACCCAGAUUUGUACAUUCCUGGAAAACUUUAUAAUGUAACUAUCAGAUCAACGGUGAAUUUUGACGGAUUUUUCCUUACGGGGCUUUACACACUUACAUCAGAAGCCAAAGCUAGGAUGCAAGGACUUGGUUUCCUAGGGAAUACUGGAUCUGGAAACAAUUUAAUGUGUUCAAUCGUUCAUUCCCACAUAACCCGAGAACCACAGCAACAGCUGUCAUUUAUGUGGAUGGCCCCUCCUAGCGGAACAGGAUGCGUUAGUUUUCUGGCUACCGGAACACUACAUUCACAAUUAUUGUUUAAAGACACAACAGUAAUGCAGAUGUGUGAGAAAGGAGCUCCAACAACCUCUCCCCUUAGACCAGAACUUGCCGUACUUCAUGGAAAUGGCGUCAUAUUAAGGGAUGAUUUUGAUUCAUCGCCAGAUGUCAACAUGCUUAUUUGGCGGGAGACACUGGGAGUUAAUAUUAGUCGAGAUUGUGGUCACAUAUUGUAUGGAGAUUCUAGUUGGCUGUGCCAACGUUAUGGUGAAAGGAAACUGGUGACGGUACCAAUGAAUACAACUUCAGCUGCUGUCAUACAGUUUGCUUUAUCGACAGGAAGAUGUCAAGUUUCGGGAACAACAGAUUUUAAUAUCACAGUAUCUUAUGGACUACAGAAUUGUACAAUAUGGACCACAAUAGAUUCUCUAAGUAUACCGUCAUCAGAAACAGAGGUCCACCUUGUAAACAUCCCAAAGGAAGCUAGAGGGGAGGGCGUCUGUAUGAAGUGGGAACAACUGUCUAGUAAACCAAAACCAAAGACAACAACAACAACAACGACGAUUGCAACAACCACCGAAUCAUUGACAACAAUGGAAACAACAACUGUGCCAUUUCCAACCUUGGAGACAACAGAAAACCUAACAAGCACAGCUUCAACGACAACUACUACAACAACAAAAAGACCUCGCACGAUACGAUGGGAUAUUUCUGACGAAGGGCAGCCAGAUUUCAGUAGUUGUUGGGGAAUUGACAAUGUGUUGGUUGUCAAUAUAGCUGAUAAACCCAGUCGCAUUGAAGAAAAUUUUGAUCCAGUUGACCCCAGCAACUGGCUUUUCUUUCCUGGAGGGAAUAUUAGGCAAAAGUGUCGAUCUGAGGAAAAUACUUUGUUCUUCAAUAUUGAAAACCAAACAGUUAAUUACGCAGUAACACGUGAUCUCGACCUAUCAGUUUCUGAUGUUACCCCGGAUUUAAUGCUAGAAGAACAGUUUGAAUCAAAGAAUCAACCAGGCUGGAUGAUUCGAGGAGGUCGGGUUGAUGUUAUUUGUGGUGUUCUCUAUCAUGCUAACUCGAUGGUGUUCGAUGGAGCGGGAGAACGAUGGGCCUGUACUCCGUAUCUCGACACCAGAUUGGCGGGAAAUCUGAGGUUCUACUUUGGAUUCGGCAGUGGUCGUUGCCAAGCCUUAGAUUCUCCUGAAACAAAUAUUGAGGUUUACAUCGAGGACAAGCAUGGACAUAAACCAGUAUUAAAUCUCACAAGUAGAGAUUUUAAGGAACCAAGAUUAAUAUCGGUACCUAUAAACGGCCACCAAAGACAGUCUAAGGCGCGGAUCUGCUGGGCUCAGGCGCACCAUCGGGGUGUGGAUCUCGACGUGUGGGCAAUUGAUGGAGUACAGGUCUUACCACACUUUCCCCGGAGGUCAGAUGUGAAUAAAAUGGUACAGUUCGAUCUUAAUUUGAACUGUGGAAAGAAUGCAACUAGAAAUGUCGUUGGUUUAGAAGCCUCUACAAAUUUUGGGAAAUCAUGGUUCACAGUUCAUGAACCGUGUCUCUAUUACAAAUGUGGCGGGAAGCAUCAACCAGUGUCAUCAGAAUACGACAGCGACGACUUUUCAAGUUGGAAGAGAGUAAGUUCACCUCUUCCAUUUGCUGCUCUGGUACCUCAUGUCAGAUUUCGAUGGAAUGGAGAACACCAAAAUACGCCUAAUUGGGCUUUAGACAACGUAUUUAUUGGAGACUGUGAAAGCGGAUGCCAUGGAAAUGGACAAUGCACAAGAACAGGAUGUAGAUGUGACUUUGGUUACACUGGUUUGACUUGUGAGAUUCCAGUAGUAGCACAUUUAGUGACCUUGAUGGAACAGUUCGUAGAUGAGUCGUCCUUGAUCUCCAGUAAUGCCCUUCAUAUUAAGGGCGCUUCUCUCAGCUACAGAUGUGGAGUAUUGUCUUCUGGAAAAUCACUGGUGUUUGACAAGGAUGGUCCCCGCAGACUAGUAACAGCUGAUUUUAACACGACAAAUAACCGGUACAUCCAGUUCUUCAUAAGAAUAGGAAGCCACUCCAUGACUUCAAAAUGUCCUCCACCAACACAUGAGAAGGAAUCCGUUGUUUUAGAUUUUUCAUGUAAUGGAGGACUUACAUGGGAUCUAAUCAAAGUUUUUGAUGACAUCAGGGAACCACAAUCUGAAAUAGUUAUGUUGCCUGACGAAGCACGAGGUCCUGCAUGCAGAUUUAGAUGGUGGCAGCCAGUUCACUCCGGGAGCGGGAAAGAUUUGUGGGCUAUUGAUGGCAUAAGUAUUAACGACCACCUGUUUAACACUAUCAGUCUAGACAUGGAGGACUUCAAAAACGAUUCCCGCCAGCUGAUAACCAACCUUGGUACAUUGUCCCAAAGCUAUUGCGGAAGCAGAACCAGUAUGAGUUUCAUUGAGCCUUGGCAGAAGGGAGAAAUGCGGUACAUUGAGACUAUGCCUGUUCAUGUUGGCCCUACAUACGUCAUUGAGUUCGAACUCGUUAUGGCAUGCCGAAACAUGUACUCGAUGGAUCGUGACAAUCUUCUGUAUUUAGAGUAUUCCACUGACCAUGGUUUAAGCUGGCGAUUGCUUGAGGAAACUUGUACCCCGCCCACUACGUGUCAAUCAUACUCUGAGGGUACUGUGUACCACCCCUCCAAAUAUCAGACGUGGCGGCAGGUUACAGUGCCAAUGCCUCCAACAACAUGGGGCCAUGUUGUAACCAUGAGAUUGCGACAGUCGGAAUGGGGUCCACUGGACACGUGGGCAGUCUCCAGAAUAUAUGUUGGUCAACAUUGUCCCCAACACUGCAGCGGUCACGGGAAAUGUGAAGAGGGCGUGUGUAGUUGUGAUCCAGGAUACACUGGGUCAAUAUGCAAGCCUAGGAGAAGAAUAGAUGAAACAAUGCAGGCUGACUUUGGUAUUCGUUACGAACCUGACUCCGAUUUUAUAGACAUCUUUGGUGGAGAAGUUAUUGGGGGUGAUAAAGGUUGUGGAACAUUGCUGUCAGGAGAAACACUAUAUUUUUCCGAUAACGGCGUGAGAGAAGCUCAGACAAAGGACUUGAACACGGAAAAUGAGGAUUAUAUAGAGUUUUACCUGAGGAUAGGAGGGGGACUUCCAGAUUGUGACGGGGGAGAAACCCCAGAGGAAGGGGUCGUUCUCCAGUACUCCACGGACGGGGGAACCACGUGGAAACUGCUCAGGGAAAUGACUCCAGAAAAGUUCAGGAAAGCAAAAUUUGUUCACGUGGUGUUGCCUGAAGACGCCCGUUCUCCUUUGACUCGGUUUAGAUGGUGGCAGCCCUUCCAUUCCGGUGGAGGUACUGAUCAGUGGGCUGUGGACGAGAUACGUGUGGGUCAUUAUGAAGGCAGAAGGACAAUUGAAGAUAAUUUUAACACGCAGUUGAAUGCAAUAGAUAAAGGUGUUUGGUCCACCAUAACAGAAGGCAUUCUGGGUAAAUACUGCCAAAAUCGAGACAGAGCUCUGAUUCUGGCCAAUCAGGAGAACGACAAGUUUGUCGUCACUAAAGACCUAAACUUAGAAGCUGGUGACGUCAUACAAUUCAUGAUCAAUGUUGGUUGUAGUAACCAGUUCCGUUGGGACCACAUAGUCAUGUUGGACUACAGUCACGAUGGCGGUCAAACAUGGCGGUUACUUGAAGACCCGUGUUACCAGGAGAAUGAUUGUGAUGGAAAGUACACUGAGGGAACUAUGUAUUACUCCGGUCCACAUGGUUACUGGCAAACAGUGAUUAUACCUGUCACAGACGAGUUAGCCAUGCACCCAGUUAUGUUGAGAUGGUGGCAACAGGGUGGAUACCCAUUUAAUUUUGGACUUGACGAUGUUUACGUGGGACCCCCAUGUGAGAAGAACUGUCAUAGAAAUGGUGUCUGCGAACAGACUGAUUGUGUAUGUGAUGAAGGAUUCAAAGGUCCGGAUUGUGGCUUUGAGGGGAAAAGCCCUUACGGUUUGUCUGAUUGGUUUGAUAAUCAUCAUGAGCCGUCAGACAUUUGGAAGAGAAUCAUAGGAGGAAAGCUAGGUUUAGGAUGUGGUGUGGUGGAUUAUGGGAAUUCCUUACACUUUAGCGGCGACGGAACAAGGGAAGCCGUUACAGUGCCUUUGAAUACAACGUAUCUUCGGAUGAUUCAGUUUGUGAUAAAAAUUGGCGGGAACGGCCAUGCUUUGUCCUGCAUGUUCCCUGUUGGCAGAAAUGAGGGUGUGAUUGUUGAUUAUUCUACCGAUAACGAGGUUACAUGGCAUGUUCUUAAACUGGUGGAACCUAGGGUUCAUAACUAUACCACGGAAAGAGUUACCAUGGAGUUACCACAGGAUGCCAAGACGGAGAGAACUAUAUUUAGAUGGUGGCAACCUCUUGGUUAUGGAGGAUUAGCCCGUGCAGAAUGGGGGUUGGAUAGC